Coniophora puteana RWD-64-598 SS2 is the source of this 1155-nucleotide messenger RNA. RefSeq names its product UBC-like protein. The transcript is spliced from 9 exons. Lineage: Eukaryota; Fungi; Basidiomycota; Agaricomycetes; Boletales; Coniophoraceae. The record is from RefSeq and is a predicted model, not a curated record. The coding region runs from base 45 to 638 and encodes 197 amino acids.
GCCCCUCCCUUUCUCGCCCCCUACUCACAGCCCUCUAACACAACAUGGCAAGCAAGGCCGCACAGAAACGCCUCACCAAAGAGUACAUCAACAUGCAGAGGGAACCCCCGCCCUUCGUAUGGGCCGUCCCAGACGAGAAGAACAUCCUCAUAUGGAAUUAUCUUAUCCGCGGACCCCCUGAUUCGCCAUUCGCGGGUGGAAUGUACCACGGCGUGUUGCUCUUUCCCUCCGAGUACCCGUUCAGGCCACCCGGCAUCAAGAUGCUCACCCCCUCGGGCCGCUUCCAACCAGACAAGAAGAUUUGUUUCUCCAUGUCCGAUUUCCACCCCGGAUCAUGGAAUCCUGCAUGGAGUGUGGCGACGAUAUUAACGGGAUUGCUGUCGUUUAUGCUCUCGGACGAGAUGACGACGGGAUCGGUGACGUCGCCCGACUCGCACAAGCGCUCGCUCGCCGCGCGCAGUCACGCGUGGAAUCUAGGGCAACCACGCUAUAGAGAUGCGUUCCCUGAGUACUGUGGUCCCACGCCGCGAGACCUGCCUAACAUGGGCGAGAAGGAGCGCGGGAAGCCCGACGAUGCUAAACCCGCCGCCGCCGCCACUCCUGCAACUGCAGCGCCUGGCUCAACUUCGCAGCCAUGAACGACGGAUCCGGCGCACGAACGACACAGCCACAUCCAACGACGGCGAUGGCUACUUCGGCAUCCGGUGCGAAUGGCGGGGAGCACGUUCCGGUCGUGGGCGUGAUCAAUGGGGGCGUUGUGCCCGGGACCGUGGGUCUGGCGGUGGGGGCGGGUGUGAAUGGCAUUAACGGAACAGGAACGACGAAGGGGACGGUGCCGGGUGUUGCGGGCGCGGGCGCGGCGGCGGGGUGGGCGGCGUCGUGGCGCCAGGUGAUUUGGGAGAAGUGGAGGUGGGGGGUGUUGAUUGCGUUUGCGGUUGUUGUGUCGAGGCUUUCGACGGGGUCUUGAGUGUGGGUGUGGGGAGUAGAGUUAGUCUGGGUUCUCUUUCGCCCGCACGACCCCUUGCCCACCCGGGUCUCUUUGUGGUGUUCUCCUGCUUAGCCUCUGCGGUCGUUUGGGGUUUUGGAGGGGUGUACGCGAAGAUACAGGGGGUAGGGGGUAGGGUGGAGCUAAAGCCGUAUAAUCGUUCGUUUUGA